Rotaria sp. Silwood2 is the source of this 3747-nucleotide messenger RNA. NCBI's taxonomy places the organism in Eukaryota, Metazoa, Rotifera, Eurotatoria, Philodinida, Philodinidae. The record is from the annotation of a GenBank genome assembly.
AUGAGUAAGCAGCAAGAAGAUGAUGAAAACCAAUUGUUGCUUAGUAAUAAAGAACCAUCUCAUCACAAUAAUAAUCACUAUGAACGACAAUCAUCUCGUCUUGAAUGGGCAGAAUCGUCUUACGCUCGGCUAUUACAUGUAUUAUGUUGGUCGUGGAUUUAUCCGAUUCUUUCUUUAGGCCACAAACGAGAAUUGACUGAAAAUGAUCUUGAUGAUACACCUCAUGUUGACAAAAUCUCAGUACUAUUAGAUAGGUUACAUUCCUAUGACUGGUCAUCAACAACAACAUGGAAGAUUGUUAAUAAAGAGUUUGGAAAAGAUUAUAUUUUUGCUAAUCUGGCUCUUCUUCCUUUUUUGAUAUCAUGUAUCGCUCAGCCAUUACUCUUACGUCAAUUUAUCUUGAAUAUGAUGGAUAAAGAAGAAUCAAAUACUGUCGGUUAUUUAUACCUCGUAUCAUUGUUUAUUUGUUUAGUUAUUCAUUCAUUCAUGGACCGACAAGUUACGUUUCGUUCAGCUCGUGUUGGCAUUCGAAUUCGUAAUGCACUGAUUAUAAUCAUUUACAAGCACUCAUUGUCUCUAAAAUCAACAUCACGGGAACAAAUGAAUACAGGCCAAAUUAUCAACUUGAUCGCUAAGGAUACAUUCAAAUUUGAAGAAAUAUGCAACCAUUUAGGUUGGGUAUGUGAAGGACUUCUUGAAGCCAUCAUUAUAUUUGGCUUAUUGUGUUGCAUCCUACAUCCUUUACCCACUCUGUCUGGUUUCGCACUAUUUUCUCUAUUCAUUCUUAUACAGCUGUAUUUCAGUCAGAAAUUUGGUCAGUACUAUAAAAUAACAUCUAUAUGUAGCGAUAAACGUAUACAAGCUUUCAAUGAAUUUAUCCAUGGAUGCCAUGCCGUAAAAAUGUAUAAUUGGGAAAAACCGAUGGAGGAUUGUAUAACUAAAAUGCGUGAAAAUGAAUUAGCAAGUAUUCGACGUACAUCUCGUUUGCGUGCGCUCAAUACGACUCAAUUCUUUAUCUCAACGCCACUUCUUGCGUUCCUCACUUUUGGAACUGCGUGGCUUCUCGAUUAUCCAUUGAGUACAACUAACGUUUUUCCAGCUCUUUUAUCCUUUGCUUUGAUACGUAAUCAUGCCAUGUUUUAUCUUCCUCUGCUCAGUGAGAAACUAAGUGAAGCAAGAUUAGCAUCAAAAAGAAUAGAUGCAUUCAUGUGUUUGUCCGUAAAGCAAGAACACCAGUCUCGAUUAUCCACAUCUGCAAUCCAUCAGCAACAAAAAGGAAGUAUAACCAUGUCUAAUGCAUCUUUUUCGUGGCAUAAUGAGUUGUCUUGUCUAUCAUUGCUUAAUCUGACUAUUGAACAAGGCACAUUUGUGGGAAUAGUUGGACCAGUAGGUUCUGGUAAAUCAGCCUUACUCGCUGCUAUCCUCGGUGAAAUGAAUCUUAUUAAUGGUCAAUUAAAUACAAAUGAUAGUUCGUUUUCUUAUACUGCACAAUCACCAUGGAUAUUUGCGGAUACAUUUCGUAAUAACAUCCUUUUAAAUCGACUAUUUGACGAACAACGAUAUAAACAGGUAAUAUAUGCAUGUUGUCUCGAUGUUGAUCUGAGGCUUCUUGGAUCUGGAGGCGAACUCACCAUGAUUGGAGAAAAGGGAGCUAAUUUAAGUGGUGGACAAAAAGCGAGAGUAGCAUUAGCUCGUGCUUUAUAUGGGGAUGAAGACAUUUAUUUACUUGAUGAUCCAUUAUCUGCUGUCGAUCGUAGAGUAGCCAAACAAAUCUAUGAUCGAUGCAUUGGUCCAUAUGGAUUAUUGAAAAAUAAAACUCGUCUAUUGGCUACUCAUCAAGCACAGUUUCUUCAUGAAUCACAUCAAACAAUAUUUCUUUCACAUGGACACAUUGAUAAACAAGGUUGUUUGAAGGAAAAUAUCAUUAGAAAAGAAGAUCCUAACAAAAAUGAAACAUCAGUAUUAGCUGAUAUGCUUGAUAUAAAUCCAUCGAUGGCUGAUGCUCAAUCGAUCAUAACUGAUGAAACGUCUCUUAAUGAUGGCGUUAGGUGGUCUGUUUGGUAUCAAUGGUUUACUGCACCACCAUCCGGCAUCUUUGGCUUCUGUUUACUUAUGGUUUUACUCUUGCUAGGUGAAGUGUUAAGCGAUAGUGCAAACUGUUGCCUCAGCAUAUUGUUGAAACGAGCAGAAACAGAUGAACAAAUUUCAUCUGUUUUUGCUUACAUUUAUUUUUCUUUGAUAAUAGCUACAGUAUUUGCAGAUAUAGUGCGUAUGAACUAUUAUUUUACUGUUGUUUUACAUGGUUCGAAUAGGUUUCACAAUAAUAUGUUAAGAGGACUAUUAUAUACAUCAAUACAGUUUUUUGAAAGUAAUUCAACUGGAAGAAUCCUUAAUCGAGCAAGCAAAGACCAGCAUGUUAUCGACGAGUUAGUGCCUUUUUUAUUUCUGAGAGGUGUGAUAGCACUUUUAAUGACAGCUGGCUCAAUGUUCAUUGUUGGUUUUUUUAAUCCAUCUGUCUUUCUUUUACUUAUCAUAUUAGUUCCAGUCAUUUGGUUGAUAAUUCGUUUUCAUCAAAAACCUUCUCGUCAAUUAAAACGACUUGAAAGUAUCACUUGCAGUCCUAUUUAUGCACUCUUUUCAACGUCUCUGAAUGGUUUACCAACUAUUCAUGCAUUUAAAGCUGAAAACAGUUUUAUUCAAUUAAUUUCAAAUAGAAUUGAUGUCAAUACAUCUGCAUGCAUUAAUGUACAAGCUGCAUCACAACCGUUCGCAUUACUACUUUCUCUCGUGUGUUCGCUAAAUUUUUUGGUCACUUCUGUGCAAAUAGUAUUAUUUCACAAUCAAAUAGACUCGUCAAAAGUUGCACUCAGUUUGAUAUCAGCAAUAUCAAUAGCAUUAUCGUUUCAAUGGGGCGUUAGAAGAUUGUCCGAAGCUGAUAUAUUGAUGACAAGUGGUGAACGCAUUGAUGAAUAUUCACAUUUGCCACCAGAAGAGGAUGAAGGCGGCUAUAAACGUCUUGUGAAAACUUCACCAGAAUGGCCAAUUCGUGGAACAAUUGAAUUUAGAAAUUAUUCAUUACGUCAUCGACCCAACUUAGAAUAUGCAAUUAGAUAUAUUAAUUUGCGAAUCGAGUCUGGUCAGAAGAUUGGCAUCAUUGGUCGAACUGGUGCUGGAAAAUCGUCACUUGUCAAAGGCAUCCUUCGAUUUAUUGAUCGAUCAAAUGUUGAUGGUCAAAUUCUAAUUGAUGACGUUGACAUCAGUCGCAUCACACUUAAUCAUCUUCGAUCUCAUCUCACUGUCAUUCCUCAACAAUCUAUAUUGUUUAGUGGCACUCUUCGAUAUAACCUUGAUCCAUACAACUCUUAUUCCGAUGAACAAUGUUGGAAAGUACUCGAAGAUGUUCAACUCAAACAGUUUGUAACGCAUCAUCCAGAAGGCCUUCUAAUGUCUGUUGCUGAAUCAGGCAAUAAUUUGAGUAUGGGUCAACGUCAAUUGAUAACUAUUGCACGAGCCACUUUGAAGAAAAGCGAAAUAUUAUUGAUUGACGAAGCAACAGCUCAUGUGGAUCAAAAAACAGAUGAUCUAAUUCAAACCAUUAUUAAGGAGAAAUUUCAAGAUCGAACUGUUAUGACAAUCGCUCAUCGACUGAACACAGUAGCCAAAUGUGAUCGUAUUCUUGUAUUGGACAAUGGUAUGAUAGUGAACUAUGAUACGCCUGAAAAUAUUUUGCAUCUAUAUGACCAAUAA